Molecule: messenger RNA, 1288 nt
Organism: Seminavis robusta
Lineage: Eukaryota; Bacillariophyta; Bacillariophyceae; Naviculales; Naviculaceae
Source: the annotation of a GenBank genome assembly
CUCGUAGAAAGUAGGACUAGUACGCCCGCGCAGUCCUCAUCUAGCUAGCUAGUGCAUGCACGGGUGAAGUACCUGGUACUGCAUUCUCGGACACGUAAUCCCUCGUUUCUCAAACUUUCUAUUACCAGCAUAGUUCAUUAAUACUCAUUACUCACAAAACAAAAACAGCGCAACCAUAACCAUGAAGCUGCUUGCAUUAUUGUGGGUGUCUUCUCUCGCCGUUGGAGAGUGUUCCAGUCAAGUUGCAGAUAUCCAUGUUGCAGACACCGACAUUGAUCAAGUUCUGCAAAAACAAAUAGAUUCGGUUGAACCAGUCCUUUCAAAUGAAACAUCUUGUGAUCCCCUCUCAUCCUCGCUUUGGAGUGAGGAAAACCUUUUCAAUGUCUCCAGUUUGUGGAAGCUAGAUACCACGGCUCAAAAUUUACUGAGGCAGCUAGGCAAAUCACUCUCUGAUAUUGAUCACUGGAAGAAUGAUCCAUAUGAAGUGGUCCGAUUCUUGUACCGGUUCGAGAUGGAUCUUUCCAAGUCAGAAAAAGUCUUCCGGAGCAUGGUCCAGUGGAGAGCGGAAAACAAUAUGGAUACUUUUAUGGAGCGAUAUCAAGAACCACCAGAAAUAUUCAACCUUUAUCCUGCUUGCAUGCUGGCAGGGCUUGACAAGGAUGGCGAUCCAAUCUUAGUGAACCGUAUUGGCAGUUAUGAUGCAUUAGGGAUGCACCAGCAAGUUGGUAGUGAUGCCAUGCUUGAUGUUGAUUCUUUUUUACUUGAGCUGUUUUCGACAAGAAGCAAUGGCAUACCCAGCCAUUUGGACUGGCAGCAAUACCAUUAUGAACCAAUGACAGGCAAACGGUUUUCGCAAUUUACGGUUGUUGUGGAUCUUCAUGGGUUGAGUGUACGUCAGUUCCGUCCAGCCUUGUUUGGGCUGCUCCAGGAAUCCGCACAUAGCAAUCAAUACCAUUACCCAGGGUUGGCCAAGCGUGUCAUUGUCAAUCGGGCUCCCAAGAUCUUUCGAAUGGGAUGGAAUAUUGUGAAGAACUUCUAUGACGAACAGAGCAUGCGGCUAUUGAAAUUUGUCACUGAUGAUGACUAUCUUGAAGAGCUGCAAAAGUACAUGGAUGUAGAAGUCUUACCAGCUGUCAUAAACCCAGUGAAUGGCAAGGGCAAGCAAAUGCCUGGAUACAUGGAGAAAAUCAAACUGGAAGGAGGCAGGAUUCCAUAGCAAGGACAGUUGUCAUAAAUUAUUGGGCUGUCAGUCCGACUAUCUAGCUAGCUACGAAACACACUGUUCGAU